UUGACCCAAGUCGAGUUGAGUCUGAGUUGAGUCGAGUCAUCGGUCAGAUAUUUCGUAUACGCAUCAAGCGCAAAUUGGCGGAGCUACUCUUCGCAGACCUUUCCCACGGGAUAAAUAAGAAGGACUAUGUCUUCCAUAAUAACAUUUGCUGCCAAUAAUGAUCUCUUCCGGAAACGCAAGAGGGUCUUCCGCGCUUGCGAAUCAUGCAAGAAACGGCGGAAACGCUGCACACACGUCUUUGAUGAACCUGAUGCUGUGUCAGCGAAUGAACCUCAAGUAAAACUGCCAAGAAAGGCCCCAUCAAGUCCCCAAGCUCAAGGACAAGGUGGCAUAGUCGUGAAGAGCCAGGUGAAGUCAACAGGAAAUCUAUUUAAGGCCUCCGUUCUGAACGGCGAUGGCCACGAAACACCGUCGGGAUCACAAAAGAGGUCAAAGUCGCCAGUACCUCCUCGAUUUUAUGGAUAUCUGCAUCCCGAGACGGAAUUACGGCACCAGAUCCGUGAUCAGAGUCGCAACCCGCAGGUUCUCCGUCACCAAUGCGGCUAUUGGAUUCAGACAGAGGAUGGCUCGGAGAUGCCAGCGGCUGGAUUACCUCGCGAGUCACUCGCUCUGUCAGACCUGAGCAAUUCUGCGCAAGAGGCUCUUUCUAAGUACCUACAUGCGGUUGACUUCGGUAUUUGUCCACCUCGGCAACAUCAGGAUGCCAUGCUGGAAAUUUUCUUUUCUUUCGUCCACCCACUCCUUCCAGUGGUAGAGAAGGAUGUAUUUCUCAAGCAAUAUGCCGAGAGGUCCGAACCACGGCUGCUACUACAGGUUCUUUGCAUCAUCGCAUCCAAACAUGAUCAGGCGAGGAAGCAUUUGUACCUUGGUCAAUCAACGGAACUCCUUUCACCCCGCGAUUUCGCUCAGAGGCUGUAUAAGUCUGUUUGUGCCGCAUUGGAUGCUCGACAGGAGCCGAAUAGGAUUGUGUUAAUCCAGAUUAACGCCCUCCUGUCCAUGUAUUCGGAAGGAUAUGAUGGUUUCGAGCAAGCAUCCUUCCAUCUUGUCACCGCAAUUCAUCACGCCCAUACGAUCGGACUCCAAUUUGGGAGGGCACGCCAGUCGCAUCAUGACGAGUAUCUCGAUAACCUUUGGUGGUGUUUGUGGUCCCUCGACCGCGUUACUGCAUUCACCUGUGGCCGUCCGCUGAGUAUCAAUGACCGAGACAACCGUCUGGACAAGAUCACGACCCAAGAGGAUCGGAAGUACACACCGUUUGGUAUCUGGCUGCAGCUUUGUGAAAACGUUGACACGGUCAUCAACUACUACAGGCCGACUAAUGAACCUCUGACAAACAAUGGCUGGGAGAGCAAUUUCCCUGCAUUUGAAGACUUUCUAGGAGGCGAUGAACGAGUAGUUCAAAUAGACCCUACUCUUCUCGCCGCACUGGAGUUGUUCUAUUAUGCUGUCGCGAUGACAACAUACACGUCGAGAUCCUUGAAUGAUCCCGAAAGGGGUUCCCCAGCCUAUCUUCGCCAAAGUCAUUCAGCCGACAAAGUAAGAUGCAUCUUAGGUUCUAGAAGUCAUGAGAACCUCCCUCCAGUAUCUAUCAUCCCUUAUGCACUCUCGGUUGCCACCUCCGUCUCGUAUCGUCACUACAGACAGGCUCAAAUCCAACGGAAAAAGGAAGAGGCCCUUCAAGAGCUUACGACAUGUUGUGUCUUGCUACGAAGGAUGAGAUACCAAUGGUGGUCUGCCGCCGCUAUGGCCGAACUCGCCUCCGCCGCGCUUGCCAAGGCCGAUCGACAAGCAGAAGCGGCACGACAGCCUUCUGUUGAUGAACAGCAGAAAAACGAACCGGAGUCUCGCUUACAUGCACUUGCCGCCCUGGCUCAUGCCCAACCGGUAGAUUCAGAUCCGAUGAAUCGGCCAUACACAUCUUCUUCUGCCGCUGGAGGGAGUAAGAUCCCUUCAACGAUAACCUCGUCAUUCCCUAAUUUUAGCGCGACCCCCACAAUGAGUCCAUUGACACCACAGUUGGGCACUGCCACGAUGGAUCUGACCGACUCCCUCGACUGGCUAAACUUCGACAAUUGCUUCGACAAUAUGGAUACGCUUCUUGGUAGCUCAGGGGCCGACAUGUCAAUGGAGAUGUUGCGACCGUUUGAUGAUGGUGGACUUGGAUUACUAGAAUUCCCGCAACAGUAGAUAUUUCUUCUGGCUGCCUCCCUUUUACGAUUCCAUUGAAUAGCCUCCAUGGUCGCACCGACAGAUGGAUCUGAAGCAUAUCACUCGGCUUCGAAAGCUCCCGGUCAUUUAUGAAGGCA
Molecule: messenger RNA, 2306 nt
Organism: Eremomyces bilateralis CBS 781.70
Lineage: Eukaryota; Fungi; Ascomycota; Dothideomycetes; Eremomycetales; Eremomycetaceae
Exons: 3
Coding region: 127-2187 (686 amino acids)
Biological process (GO): DNA-templated transcription; regulation of DNA-templated transcription
Molecular function (GO): DNA binding; zinc ion binding; DNA-binding transcription factor activity, RNA polymerase II-specific
Source: RefSeq, a predicted model, not a curated record